CCUUCCCUUCCCGCCCCACACCCCCAACUUCUGCUUUGGCCCCCGCUUCCGUCAUCCCGUCCCAGCUUCCGACGAGACAUGGAGCCCUGGGUUCUGCUCGCCUGCCUGGGGGCAGUGCUGACCUCCUGCCGCGGCUCUGGGGUGGACGUGGAGACGGUGACGGUCUUCCAUGGAGACGCCGGGGGGGCUUUCGGGCAGACCGUGGCCCAGUUCGGCACCACCGACGACGGCGGGGUCCUUGUGGGUGCCCCGUUGCAACGUGGCACCGUCAACAAGAUGGGGACGAUUUACCGAUGCCGGCACCGCUCGGGGAAGUGCCAGGAGGUCCCCGUCACUGGACCCCCGGGGGCCGUCAACACAUCCCUGGGCUUAGCGCUGGCCACUGGGGACACUGGGGCCCUGGCGUGCGGCCCCACGGUGCCCCAAGCCUGCGGGGAGAACGUCCACCUCAACGGCUUCUGCGUCCUCCUUGACGCCAACCUCCAGCAGCUCCAGCGCAUCCCAGUUGCCCAACCAGAGUGUCCCAAGCGCUCCUCAGAUGUGGUGCUCCUCAUCGACGGCUCGGGCAGCAUCCACGACUAUGACUUCUCGACCAUGAAGACCUUCAUCGCGGAGGUGAUGAAGCGCUUCAAGGGCACCGACACGCGGUUUGCUCUCUCCCAGUUCUCCGAUGUCGUCGUGAACCACUUUGACUUCAACGCCUUCCGGAGGUCCCGAGACCCCAUUGCGCUGCUGAAGCAGGUGUACCAGCGCCAGGGCUUGACCCACACUGCCACUGCCAUCUGGAAAGUUCUGACGGAGAUGUUCAGCCGUGCCAAAGGGGCCCGAGAAGAUGCCAACAAGAUCCUCAUCGUGAUCACGGAUGGGAAGAAGUAUAACGACAACCUGGAGUACUCACAAGUCAUCCCGUUGGCCGAGAAGAUGGGGGUCACCCGCUAUGCCAUUGGGGUGGGCAGCGCCUUCGUGGAUCCGGAUGCCGUAGAAGAGCUCCACACCAUCGCCUCCAAACCCAGCGAGGACCACGUCUUCCGGGUGAACAACUUUGACGCCCUGCAGGGCAUCCAGAACCAGCUGCAGGAGAAGAUCUUCGCCAUCGAGGGCACCCAGUCUGCCGACAGCAGCUCCUUCCAGCUGGAGAUGGCCCAGGAGGGCUUCAGCGCCCUGCUCACCCCCGAGGGGCCCGUACUGGGAGCGGUGGGCGCCUACGACUGGUCCGGAGGGGUCUUUGUCUACGACAGAAGCGGGGAGACCACCUUCGUCAACGUGUCCCGAGCGGCCGGGGACAUGAACGACGCCUACUUGGGCUAUGCGGCCGAGUCCCUGUCCCUGGCGGGCAGGCGGGCGCUGGCGCUGGGGGCCCCCCGCUACCGCCACGUUGGCCGCCUCCUCCUCUUCCACCGCCGCGGCCCCCGGGCUGCCUGGGAGCUCCUGGCCGAUGCCACGGGGCCGCAGGUGGGCUCCUACUUCGGGGCGUCCCUGUGCGCCCUGGACCCCGACGGGGACGGCUCGGCCGAGGUGGUGCUGGUGGGGGCCCCCACGUUCUACGGGGCCGGCAGCGGGGGCCGCGUGGCCGUCUGCACCCUGAGGCCGAAGGGCGGCCGGUUGCGGUGCCAGCAGAUGCUGCAGGGACAGCCCGGCCACCCGUUGGGGCGCUUUGGGGCCAGCCUGGCUCGUCUGGGGGACGUCGACGGGGACCGGUGGCCCGACGUGGCCGUGGGGGCCCCGCUGGAGGACGAGGAGCGGGGGGCCGUCUACAUCUUCCGCGGGAAGCAGGGAGGCGUCGCCUCCCAGUACGGCCAGCGCAUCUCAGGUGCCCGGUUCUCCAGCGGGCCACGCUAUUUUGGCCAAGCCAUCAGCGGUGGCCAGGACCUGACGGGGGACAGGCUGCCGGACGUGGCCGUGGGCGCCCAGGGACAGGUUCUGCUGCUCAGGUCUCAGCCGCUGCUCAAGAUCCGCGUAACGGUGACUUUCCAGCCCCAGGAGAUCCCAGCGUCCGCCUUUGACUGUCAGGAGGAGGAAGUGCUCAAGGGAGAAGUGGCCAAGGCUAAGAUCUGCUUCCUCAGCACCAAGAAAACCCCUGACAACUUUGGCAGCCAGCUUUCCACCACCCUCCGGUACCAGGCGGCCCUGGACCCCAGCCGGGCAAUGGUCCGGGCCGUCUUUGCCGGCGGCGCCGCCGUCCGCAACGGGACCCUCCGACUGGGCGUCGGGCAGAGGUGCGAGACCUUAGGCAUCGCCUUCACGGGGUGCCCCCAGGACACGCUGACCCCCCUGGUGCUGCGCCUCACCUACGAUGCCACGGGAGACCCCAUCGGGGUGGCCGGGGGCCUGCGGCCAGCCUUGAGCGAGGACUCGGUGAUGGUGGCCGUGGGCACGCUGCCCUUCGAGAAGGACUGCGGUGAAGACAACGUCUGCGUCGACGACCUCCAGAUCUCCUUCAACUUCUCAGGGCUGGAGACCGUUGUGGUGGGGGUGACCGACGUGGUGGACGUCACCGUCACCCUCCGCAACCGCGGGGAGGACUCGUACGGGACCACCGUCCAGCUGCAUCACGCCGAGGCCCUCUCCUACCGCAAGGCUGUGGUGCUCCAGUCCUCCAGGAGAUCCGCGUCCCUGCGCUGCAACUCGGAGCCGGCGGAGGGACCGCGGCGCAGAACCCUCUGCCUCGUCAACCACCCCAUCUUCCGCCCCGGCGCCGAGGUCGUGUUCACCGUCACCCUGGACGUGCCCCACGGCGCGGAGCUGGGGGGGGUGCUGGAGGUGGUGGCCAAUGCCAGCAGUGACAACGGGGCGCCGGGCGGCCGGGUGCAGCACGCCGAGAUCCCGGUGAAGUACGGCGUCUUCCUCGUCCUCGCCAGCACCCCGGACUCCACCAAGUACGUCAACGUCUCGACCCGCGCGGGAGCCCCCACCAGUGCCCCCGUCACCCACCGCUACGAGGUGAAGAUCUUGGGCCAGAAGGGUCUCCCCAUCAACGUCACCUUCUGGGUCCCCACGGCCCUGGGGGGGGACCCCGCUGUGGGACGAGCUGAAGGUGACCCCCUGACCAGGUAA
Molecule: messenger RNA, 3054 nt
Organism: Harpia harpyja (harpy eagle)
Lineage: Eukaryota; Metazoa; Chordata; Aves; Accipitriformes; Accipitridae
Product: integrin alpha-X-like
Biological process (GO): cell-matrix adhesion; cell-cell adhesion; cell adhesion mediated by integrin
Cellular component (GO): integrin complex; external side of plasma membrane
Molecular function (GO): integrin binding
Source: RefSeq, a predicted model, not a curated record